Molecule: messenger RNA, 12649 nt
Organism: Mercenaria mercenaria
Lineage: Eukaryota; Metazoa; Mollusca; Bivalvia; Venerida; Veneridae
Product: furin-like protease kpc-1
Exons: 22
Coding region: 183-3254 (1023 amino acids)
Biological process (GO): peptide hormone processing
Cellular component (GO): trans-Golgi network; Golgi membrane
Molecular function (GO): serine-type endopeptidase activity
Source: RefSeq, a predicted model, not a curated record
GAUACUCUUCAAAUUGGAGGUACGUCAUCAGGAAGAAAGUCGGACGUGUAUGGGAAAAACAUCAUUCUUGGAAAUAAACUGUUGUUCUUGCUCAGCGUCAACGUCGUAAUAAGUCAUGAAAACAACUUCAUAUUUAUUACGUAUUAUUAAUUGAACUCUUUAUUAAAUUUGUAAACAUAAAUAUGACUUUAUUUCGGAUAAGCAGUUCCUGGUUUGGGAGUUUUAUUUUUUUGUGCAUAUUUACUUUUAUUCAGUGUGAUCAUUUCUUAAACAAAUUUGCCGUACAUAUACCAGGUGGAGAAAGAGUAGCAAGAAACGUGGCAGAGCUGCAUGGAUACAGAAAUCUAGGACAGAUUGGGUCAUUAGAGGAUCACUAUUUAUUUGAGCACCCACAUGUUCAUCGUAGGUCUGCUUCAAGGAAUGAAGAACAUCAUGUGAAACUGUCAUCACAUCCACAGGUGCAGUGGUUUGAACAACAGCAGAUAUUGACACGAAAGAAGAGAGAUUUUGUUCCAGUUGAAGUAGAUACAGCGCAACUCCUGAAAUCCAACAGUAUUUAUAAGCGAGAAUUAUUGAAUCACAAGCGAGAAUUAAUGAAUCGGAAAAAAGAUCUCCACUUCAAUGAUGAGCUGUUCAGCAAAAUGUGGUAUUAUAAUGCAGGAGGGCUCAACCAUACAGACAUGAAUGUAAAAGGGGCAUGGGCUAAAGGUGUCACAGGCAAGGAUGUUGUGAUCACAAUAUUGGAUGAUGGGAUAGAAAGGACUCAUGAUGACCUCAAAGAUAAUUACGAUCCUUAUGCAAGUUAUGAUGUAAAUGGGCAUGACCCAGACCCUAUGCCAAGAUAUGACUACACAAACGAGAAUAGACACGGGACCAGAUGUGCUGGUGAGGUCUCUGCCAAAGCAAACAAUACCAAAUGUGUAGUGGGAGUGGCUUACAACUCUAAAAUAGGAGGUGUGCGUAUGUUAGAUGGUGACGUUUACGAUGCUGUUGAAGCCACAUCUCUUAGUCACAAUCGUAGUCAUAUAGAUAUCUACUCGGCAAGCUGGGGACCAGACGAUGAUGGUCGAGUUGUUGAUGGUCCUGGUCAGCUCGCUAAGAAGGCUUUUCUAGACGGUGUCAGAUUGGGACGCAAUGGCAAGGGAUCAAUAUUUGUGUGGGCGUCGGGGAAUGGUGGUAACCAGAAAGAUAGUUGUAACUGUGAUGGUUACACAAAUAGCAUAUUUACCCUGUCAAUUAGUAGUAUUUCCCAGCAUGGCAAGAAGCCUUGGUACCUGGAGGAGUGCUCGUCAACGCUCGCCACCACGUACAGUAGUGGAACCUACAGCGAGAAACAGAUUGUGACUGUGGACCUUCACAAUAAGUGUACAGAAACACACACGGGAACUUCUGCAUCGGCUCCUCUAGCUGCUGGAAUCGUGGCACUCAUACUGGAAGUCAAUCCGUCAUUAACCUGGAGGGAUGUCCAGUAUAUCACACUGAUGACUGCCAGACCAUUACCAGAUGGUCAGUGGGUGACCAAUGGAGUCGGAAGACAAGUGAGUCUACGGUAUGGCUAUGGUUUAAUGGAUGCCACAGCUAUGGUAGAACUGGCAGAGAAAUGGACAAAUGUACCAACUCAGCAUAUCUGUGAAGUACAUUCGGAAAGGGUCAGUGUAAAGAAAGACAAACUACAGAUACCAGAUUCCGGCUAUGAGGAGAUGUUAGAUACAGAUGCAUGUGCUGGUAACACCAACGCUAUAAACUUUCUGGAGCAUGUGCAGGCCAAGAUUACGUUGAAGAGUAAACGCCGUGGUGACCUUGUCAUUCAUCUGACAUCACCUUCUGGUACCAGAUCAACCAUCUUGCCACAGAGACCGAAUGAUAGUGACAGGGUGAAAGGAUUCAAUAACUGGCAGUUCUUAUCUGUGCAUUUCUGGGGUGAAAAUCCAGUUGGUCGAUGGAAACUUGAAAUAGAGGUGCAGAAAAACAACCGUGGAUAUAUUGGCGGCAGUAGCUAUUCUGGUAUGCAAUCUACCAAUGAUCUGAUAGACUGGAGUUUGAGCCUGUAUGGUACUGAGGAGAACCCAGUGAACCUCGUAAACCCGACUCGUCCAGCUGGUCCAUCCAAACCACCUCGGCCUUCUACAACCAAGGGGCCAUGUCACAGUCAGUGCUUGAAUGGAUGCUCAGGUCCAGGUGCUGAACAAUGUACUGUUUGCAAAAACUACCAGAUUCAGGACACUGGGGAAUGUGUUGAGUCCUGCCCAAAUGAGUACUAUGCAGAUGUGUACCAGUGCAAGCACUGUAGUGAGACAUGUGAGACAUGCACAUAUGUGUCGACCAAGCAGGUCAUGUGUCUGAAAUGCAAACCUGGAUAUCUACUUGUGGAGGGCAAGGGGACAUGUGAGAGAGCCUGUGAUAAAGGAUACUAUAAAGAUGAUAAUUUACAUCAUUGCCGUGUAUGUAGUGGAGUCUGUGCAGAGUGUGUGGAGAACCAGAAUAGGUGUACUGCUUGUAGAAGUGGACAGAUGUUGGAGAAAGAGACGUGUGUUCCUGAGAGGGAGCCUUGUCCAGCAGGAACAUACCAGUCUUCAGGUGGAUGUAAGUCAUGUCCACAGGGGUGCUUCAGUUGUACUAGUGAUACUAAUUGUACCUGCUGUAAUAAAGGGAGCUAUUUGCAGAAUGGGAGUUGUGUCAACAGCUGUGGUAGUGGUUUUCAACCUUUACAUGUAAACUACAGCUCAAAAUUUGUAUUCCAACAGUGCCAGCAGUGUGGUAAUGAAUGCAAUGUAUGUCCAGAUGGGUUUAAGUAUAUCGCAGGUGUUUGUAUACAGCAAAAUAAUUGCCGAGAUGGAACAUAUUUCCAGUGGAACUCUAUGUCAUGUAAGAAAUGUAAUACAAGUUGUCGUGCAUGUAUAGGACCGAGUAACACGGAUUGUUUAUCAUGCUACCCACCAUCGGGAUACAAUAAUUUAUUACGUAAAUGUAUGAGAUGCUGUGCUGAGGAUGAGGCUCACGCUAAGGACUGCUGUCAUUGUAUUGAAGAUGGUAAAUGCGAGAUCAAGGCACCUCCACCGACUCAGGCAGAACAACUAUACAGUGUAGCUACAAUAAUCAUUGUCCUAUUAGUGAUCGUUAUAUGUGCUCUAGCUACAUUUGCAGUUGUAGCAAUAGUAAUAAGUUGUCGCAAACAAAACGACCACCCUGAUGUUCAAUAUAAACAGUUAGUUGACAAUGAGAGGGAGUUUGAAGACGAUACUGAGGAAGCAUGAUCAAUAUCUUCUCUAGUUGAGCCGCGCCAUGGGAAAAUCAACAUAGUGGCUUUGCGACCAGCAUAGAUCCAGACCAGCCUGCGCAUCUGCGCAGUCUGGUCAGGAUCCAUGCUGUUCGCUUUCAAAGCCUAUUGCUAUUAGAGAAACUGUUAGCGAACAGCAUGGAUCCUGACCAGACUGCGCGGAUGCGCAGGCUGGUCUGGAUCCAUGCUGGUCGCAAAGCCACUAUGUUGGUUUUCCCAUGGCACAGCUCAGGUUAUAACCACACACCUUCAAGUCCUGAGAUUUUAAAAAUCUAAGACUUUAAUCAAAUUCAUCGGCACUGAUUGUCAGAAAUUAAAGCCAUUUUUUUUGUGUACUCUCAGUAUAUUUCUGUACAAAAACUUCUCAUUUUACUGAAAAUUUGUGAAAAAACAUAGAUGUAAUCACUGUUACAUUAUCUUUUAAAGCCUAGUGGAGUUACUGAACUAUAUUCUUGGAACGAGAAAUUUUGUGAUUUUGAAGUUUUCAGUAUAAAUUUCUGACUUAGAGCAUAAGCUAGAAUUACCUGUCCUGUUGUUUGUAUGACUGGGUCCAAGAUUAUGAAAUGGGUUUGGAGACCAGUCACAACUCUUUAACGUCUGAUUGGUGGUUUCUGACCUUAAUUGGAAAUUGACCAAAUCUGCACUGUUAGACUGGUCUCCGGUCCCAUUUCUGCAACCUUUGACCCUGGGCUUAUAAAGCUGAGACUGAGUUUGAAAUGGCAAAGUUUUCAAAUGUCAUUUUGACAGAAUGGUUUAGUCCAGAUUUUUGACUGAAAUGAACCAAAGAACUGUCUCUCCUCAUAAUGAUUCAGGAGCAAGAAUUCAACUUAGAUUUUAACAAUUCUGCAGAAACUUGGCUGAAACAAUAAUCUUAAAGUUUAUAACACCUGUAUAAAGUUUCAGCAUAAUAGAUGACUUUGAAUAAAAGUAUUGUAAUCGAAGAAAAAAAAAGACACAGCUUUAAAUCUAAAAUCGCUAAUUGGGAACAAUUAUGAAGAUGGUACAGGGUUCAUUUCAGAUUCUUGUCCAAGCUAGUCUGGGAUAAAAGUGUAGGAUCAUUUUUCUUAUUCUCUACAGAAAUAUGUAUGAUGUGCGCUAAUAAAUACAUAUUGCUCAAUACAAGAUGAACAUAUUUUUGAGAGAUGACAAUUUCCUCUAUUGUUUGAUCUAGGCAGACAGGUUUUGCCAAGUUAUUGUGAUAAUGAUGAUGAUGAUGAUAUGUCAUGCAUAUGUUUUUGUUGUUGUUUUUUUUUUUUUUGCUGAAAUUAAAGAAACAUGCCUCCAUAUUUAUGUCAAGUUUUUUUUUAGAGAUUUGGUAAAGAUGUCUUUUGUUUAAAAAUGUGGAUAAAUAGUAAAAUUCAUGUGAUCCAGUUAGACUGAAAUAGAAUCACAUAAAAUGUGAUCUUGAACAUUACUGAUUUAUAUUUUUUUCAAAUACUGUAAAGAAUUUAGCUAUACUGAAAAAACAAAUAUUUUGUAUCAGAUUGGCUGUUCUGAAAAUAAAGUAUUUAGCAGUACUAGUAAAAAUGUCAUCUUGAAUAUUCUGAUUUAUGAUUUCUAAUGCUAGAAAAUAAGAAAAUUAUGUGUACUUUAUACUGGAAAACAAUGACAUACUAAUCUGGAUCAGGGUUUCUUUAACUUUAUAAAGUGCUGGUCAUGUGUGUGCAAAUAUGUUAAGGUUAAGAAGUAUUGCAGGUAAGCCUGCAGUUUCAAAAGUUUUCCUCGAGUAAAUGUUGUCUGUACUCAAUAAUGCCACCAUAGUUCUCUGUUAUGUUAAUAUGCUGUCAAAGAAAUUUAGCCAUAUAUGUUAUAUAGAAGCUUUAGAAAAUCAUUUACUUACUGAGAAUGCCUGUGUUAAAAUCAUGUCAAGUAUAGAAAUUGAGGAUUUCUUGUCUUGUGUCUUCCUGACAUGAAAACUUAUUGUUACAUUUUGUUGUCUGUCCUAUCAAUAUACACACUGUAUGAAUAUGAUGUCAUUUGUAUCAAGCAAUAAGUAAUUUAUAAGCAUUAUAUGGAGCUUUGGUUUGCAGUUUUAAUGAAGGAAGGCUUUUUGAUGAACAUGUGAUGAAAAUUUCUUUAUCUUCCUUUUAGAUUAAAAAUAUAAUUGUUUGACAUGAAAUAAGAUCUGUGAAAUGAAUCUUUAUGGAAAAUAUACAUUUGAAUUAAGUUAAAGAGUUCUAUUUUAUGCUAACUAAUGAAAUACUGUAUUCUAUCAGUUAAAUAUUUUUAUAUCUCAUCACUCACACUGAAAAUAUGAAAUCUAUAUUUUCACACUGUGAGAGAUAUAGCUCUGCCCCCUCAUACAUUGUGUAUGAGUUUUAAAUUAUUUGCUUAAAACAGGAUGAAAAUUGUAGUCGCACUUUGUUCUUUAUAGUAUAUUUCUCGAUUCAAAUUAUUUUACUUAAUGAGAAUUUCAUAACGUCAUGCAGCAAAAAAUAAAAUGAAACUUUUAUGUUGUGUGCGUCAUUCUAACAUCACAACAUGUCUGACAUCAUGUCUGUUUAUGCGCGUCUGUUUCCCGUGCUGAGAUUAAAAAUUGUUGCAAAAUGCACAUCUCAACGUAAUUGAGCAUAAUAUAAAAAGAAAAUUUGUUUGUUUUUUGUAAAUAUUGAAUAUAUCUCACCUCGAAGUGAGAAAAUGUUCACAUUUUCACUCGCGCUACGUGCUCGUGAAAGUAUUUGAAAUGUUCUCACUUCUCAGUGAGAUGUAUUCCAUAUUCACUCAAAACAAACAAAUAUCCUCUUUGUAUUUUUAGCUCACCUGAGCAAUGCUUAGGCGAGUUUUUGUGAUCGUUGGAAGUCCGGCGUCUGUCUGUCUGUCUGUCGUCUGUCAACAUUUAGCUUGUGUAUGCGAUAGAGGCUGUAUUUUUCACUUGAUCUUCAUGAAAUUUGGUCAGAAUGAUUACCUUGAUGAAAUCUAGGCCAAGUUGGAAAAUGGGUCAUCUGGGAUCAAAAACUAGGUCACUAGGUCAAAUGAAAGAAAAACCUUGUGUAUGCAAUAAAGGCUGUAUUUUUCAUUUGAUCUUCAUGAAUUUUAGUCAGAAUGAUUACCGUGAUGAAAUUUAUAGGCCAAGUUCAAAAAUGGGUCAUCUGGGUUCAAAAACUAGGUCACAAGGUUAAAUCAAAGAAAAACCUUGUGUAUGCAAUAGGGGCUGCAUUUUAUACUGGAUCUUCAUGAAAUUUGAUCAGAAUGUUUGUCUUGAUGAAAUCUAGGUUGAGUUUGAAUAUGGGUCAUCUAGGAUCAAAAACUAGGUCACUCGGUCAAAUUAAAGAACAACCUUGUGUACGCAAUAGGGGAUGCAUUUUACACUGGAUAUUCAUAAAAUUUAGUCAGAAUGAUAGCCUUGAUGAAAUUAAGGUCAAGUUCGAAUAUUGGUCAUCUGAGGUCAAAAACUAGGUCGCUAGAACAAAUCAAAGAAAAAUGUUUUGUAUGUGAUAGAGGCUGUAUUUUUCAAUUGAGGUUCAUGAAUUUUGGUCAGAAUGAUUGCCUUGAUCAAAUCUAGGUCAGGUUCGAAUGUAGGUCAUCUUGGCUCAAAAACUAGGUCAAUAGGUCAAAUGGAAGAAAAUACUUGUUUACACUUAAGAGACCACAUUUUUGGUCCGAUCUAAAUGAAAAUUGGUCAGAAUAUUUGUUUCUAUGAAAUCACUAGGUGAAACAUGUUUACACUGUUAUGGUAUGUUUCUCAGGUGAGCGACCUAGGGCCAUCUUGGCCCUCUUGUUUUAAUAAAGAAAUGUCAUGUUUUUCAGUAUUAAAAGAAUUGCUGUAGUUGUUACCAAACAAGUUGAUUGAUAAAUGAGAUUUGUAUGUUUUUUUCUACUUCUGUAGUCCUCUGUAUGUGAAGAGACAGGUCUUUAUGUAAAUGAAAUAAGCAAUUAAGGAACAAGUCUUAUUGUAUAUACCUGUUAAACAAACUGUGAUCUCAUCUUGAACAAACCUUUAUCAUACUUUCGUUAUAGCAGAUUACAUACUACUGGUGUUUCUCUGAUUUGAAAAAAAGUUUAAGUUGAAUCAGGACUUAGUGGGCAUUCCCAUUUGGUUGAUGUGUACACACUACAAAGUGUAAACAGAUAAUCAUAAAAAUCCAUUUUAGAUGUUUUUUGAAAAUGUUAUUUAAGUGUUUUCCCCAUGCUAUUAUAUAAAUAUUCAUUACAUUGAUACGCACGGGGGACUUCUUUAGGUGGGUGGUUAAGGUUGCUGACUUUGAAGCACCUACCCGUCACCUCUGUGUUUGAGCCCUUUAUUGGUCAUCGUGUUAGAAAGUCAUCAAGCUAGCUUGCAGUGGUUCUAAAUCAUGUGUUGAUGUGAGUUAAAACUCAACAAAACAACAAACAUAUAAUUAUGCAGACUAUUAUUAAAAUGAAACUAGAUUUUUGGAAUAAUGUCAGAUAUGAUGCUGCAUUAGUUGAGGAAUAGAUAAAGUUGUUAUAUACUACUUAUUGCAGUUUAAAAAAAAAGGCAUGCUUGUACACACAUAAUGUAGGAAGUGUGCAUGGGAACAUUAAACACUAUACUUUGUUAGGGCAAUACUUGAAAGCUUUAUGCACAGUUCUUUGUUAUAUAAAAACGUGAUACUGUGUUAAAACUGUAGCAAUAUGCAGAGGUAUAUCUCAGGCUGGUCUUAAUAAGAAUUAAACUCUCUCCAUUCUGUUUCCAUUCUGUAUAAGGUAUGUUACAAUCAAAUAUUUGAAAGCAACAUCAAAGCGGCUAAAUCUCUAUUUUUCUGUCUAUAUUAUGAUAGAAGAUACAUUUAAACUUUAUCAUUUUUUUUUUUCAAAUAAUUGUUUAGUGUAGUUUGAAGCUCUAAUUUUUUUUAUACUAUUUAUUACCUGUUUGUAAUUUCCUAAGUUGUGUACAAGAUUAUGGUUGUGUAUUUCAGUGUAGAAAACUGUCUAUACACUUAAUAAGGACUUUAAAAACGUCUCAUCUAUGCAUGGCAAUUACUUCUUUUUUUGCAACUUGUGUUAAAGUAAUAAGAUAUUCAUGUACAUAUAUUAUUAUUAUUCUUCAAACCUGAUCCAGUUUGUGGUUUCUUAUGUAAUACUUGAAGGUGGUCAUUGUCACCUGUGCCUGUGUAGCUUUUGCCUGUUUCGGAUUUUGUUUGCUAUGUGAAAAUAUAUUUACUUAAUGCCAAGGACAAUAGAAAGGAAACACUAUUAUUGCAAUGGAAUGAUACUAAUUUUACUGGAACAAUGUCUGUCCCUCAUUUUUUUUCUGCAGUUGCAAGAUUUUGUAUAAAGCUAAGAAAGUUUAUUUUUCAUUUCAAGGUGUAAGAAAUAUUUCUGUUAAGUUAACCUGUACGUAUUACAAAAAUUGCAGCAUUUUUCUAAUAUUUUGUUUUAAUUGAGGGGCUUCUAUGUUAGGAUAGCAGACUUCGAACCACUUAAAACUUAUAAAAGCCCAUAUUCAACCUUUAAGAUAGGAUUGUCAUAUGAUCAUAAUUGUGUAGUUGUGACUUAAAAUUAACAGCAAGAAGUCUGUUUUAUUGGAGAAAGGUUAACGGUGUUUUUGUCUGGUACAUAUACAUACACAUAAUUAUGUUGAAGUCCUUCCGGUUUGUUCAGGUGAUAAGACUAUGAUUGAGGAGAUGAUGGAUUUGAUUCCAGGUGAAUGAAUGUUCUCCAUGGCAAUUUGAGGCCUUUUCAUCUGUCACCAGUUAUCAUGUUGGGGAAAAUUUGAUUUAAUUGGAAUCAAACACAAUUACUGUAAAUUGAGCAGUAGAAAAUCAAAAGUCAUUUUGUUAACAAAAUCAUUUGCAGUACAUUGUUGUUGAUAUUUUGUAACCUAGAAUCUAUAGGAGAGAUCGCCGUGACGUCACGCAUUAACACCUGUUUAUCUGGUGGUUGGCAAAACAAAUGUUUUCACAUCGUUUAUGUAUGGGAUCGGAAUUUUUAAUUUUUAAUAACUUUUUCGCUCAUUUAUGGAUUUUAAAAAUUCAAAAAGUUUUGAAAUGCUUAUGAUUUUCAUAUUUUCUCAUUUAAAUAUCUUUUUAAAAUGAAUAACCAUUUGAAAUGACAUAUGAUUUUAGUAGCGGCGUAGCGAUGCUCCAAACUUUUAGAAAAAACACUAAGUUAAGCAUUCAUAAUAAAUCAAUUUUAUUUCGAAAUGAUAAUUAAAAGUAAUCAAUAAAUUGCUUGUUUUGUAUCCUUUCCAUUGAUCAAAAACUUAUUGAUAUCAUUUGUGUUUUAAGAAAGUUUAAGCUGUUAGAAAAACAUCACUGUUUACAAAAAAACAUGGACGCUCGGCGUCUGCCCACCCGAUAUUUGUCUUAUCAGUUCUAAAAAUAGUAAAUACAAGGGAUUUGUAUACAAACACGAUCUCUCCUAUAGAGAUUAGUUUUAAUAUUAUAAAUUGGCAGACUUCUUCUAAUGUUUGUUUUCUCAUUUGAAAGACAAGUCAGAUUUUCUAUUUAUUUAGGGUGCUAAGGAACAAAAUUUUUUAAUAUAGAUCACUUUAUAAAAACCAAAAUUAACCAAAUUAAGUAAUAUAAAUAAUUUCUCAUAAACAAUAAUUGUGCACAGAGAGAAGCUAUACCAAAUUUCAUUUUAUCAAGUUAUGAAGCUAAAAAUAAAGAUUUCUCUUACUCUUGAAAGUUGGUCACCUUAUCCAGUUCAGGAAAAACAUGAUGUAAGAAGAUGAAGUUGUGUCAAAGAAAUUUUGAUUCUAGAGAUAGGAGGCAUUCCAGUGUUAGUGAUCACAGAAUCUCUCACAUUGAAUCUGUAUACUAGUAUUUAAUCGUUUAUAUCUGACCACACUAGCUACCCAAAUUAUACAUAAUUUUGAUUUUCAUUUUCUCUUAAGUUUUGACAUUUGUCUUCAUGUGCAUGAACCAAACAACGCUGUCAGAUAUUGGUACAGAUGUUCAUCAUUUAUGUAGGAUGCAAAAUGGUUUGUUCGUCCACAUGUUUUUAACCAUUUGUUAAAAAAUUAUCUGUAAAAUAUUCACCAGCCAGUAUUGCUUUGUGCAUUUAUUGACUCUUUUAGAAUAGUAAAAGAAUUUAGUUUUGAUACAUUUUCACAACAGUACAGAAUUAUUGAAGCAGAAAUUUUAUUUGCACAGAUGCAGUAAUGUAAUAUGAGAGAGAAAUGGAAAACCGUCAUAACUCAUUGAAUUUUAAGUUAACCAUCAUUGUAAAGGCACAUGCUUCAAGUGCUGGAGGUAAUGAGUUUGCUAAUCCAGCAGGGUGUACCAAAGAUAUGAAAAAUUGUACCAGUUGCUUCCUUGCUUAGCACUCUACAUUGAAAAAUAGAAAUUGUCCUUUCUUAUUUCAUACCCUGAUGAUGUAGAAUACCAAGAAGGUCUGAUACAGGUUACAGAACUUAUUUCACAGUUGAUCUAAAAUGAAUUAUUAUUAACCUAAGAACAAAGUAGAAAGCUUUCUAUUAAGCCAUUGAGUAGUAUGUAAGCAGUUUUGAUAAUAACUGUAUCUAUACCUUCAUUUUAUUUUCUUUACUUUACUCAUUAGCUGGCUUUACACAUUCAAUAUGUUUAAUGCAUUAUUUGCCUAUUUGAUAUUGUAUACAUAUGUGUGAUGUCAGUGUGAAUAUACAUAUUUGCUUACCUUGGCAUGCAUGUAUGGUUUUUUAUAUAUAUAUCUAUAUUUGUACAAUUUUCAGGUUACAUACACAAUUAUUGUGUUUGAUAGGUUAUGUUUUGGUUAUGUAUAUAUUGUUAUUUUUCUGUUGAGAGAUUGAACAGUUGAUGUGCCAUGGUAUGGUAAUAUUAUAUAUUAGAAGAUAUUGAAGGCAUAGAGCAAUAGGGUGUUAUCUGUAUAUAUAGGAAGAUGGCAGAUAGCACCUUUAUACUGUACACCUUCAGUAUGUGAGUAAGUGGAGUUUUUAUGCCCCGGAAGGGAGGCAUAUCAGUUUUCAACUGUCCAUCUGUUAGUUCGUUCGUACGUUUGUCACAACGUUAACUUUUUGCAUGAAGGCACUUUACUUGCGAACCACUGCACCCAGGACCUUCAAACUAAACAUGCUGAUAGUACUUAUUGAGUACAUGACCCCUACUGACUUUGGGGUCACCAGGUCAAAGGUCAGGGUCACCAGGUCAAAGGUAAAGGCGCUGCUGGGGCAUUUGUCACCAUUAGUGACAGCUCUUGUUGUUUCUACAAUAUACUUGAGGGACCAGAAUAUCAACUGGUCAGGUUAAAGCUUAGUUUUCCAUUGAUGUGUAGAUUGUGGCAUGUGUUUUGAUUUUCAUAGUCUGUUUGCACUAAAUAGCUUAAUACACAGCACAUUAAAGUAUUGAGUUCCAUAGCAACAGUUGUAGAAUGCCUAAGCUUUUAAAAAAAAUCUUGACGAAAGGUUGUUUUGUAAUCUGUUGAUACAUUUAUGCUAUUUUUUGCAAGUGCAAUGUUCUAGUCAAGUACUUACUAUUUAAGUAAUAAUGGUGAAAUUUCAGUUUUAUAUGCAGAAUAGUUCUUGUUCAUGCAAGGUGUUUUGAUGCAGUUUCCAAUUUUUCAUAACUGAGGAAGUCUGUUUGAGUUGAAAUUAUACUUGUUUCUAACAUAGUAAGUUUUAUCUCUUGAGAUAGUAAUACUAUGUGAUUUUGUGAUAUACUGAACUUCUUGAAAACGCAUUUGAAAAAAUGUUAGUAUAUUGAACAGGUUGAAUACCUAUAUCAGAAUGUAAUGAUAAAAAAUUCUGUUGAUAGAUUUUGAUUGAAAUUUGGAGCAGAAUGUACUCAAUGUUUUGUUGAAGAUUUGAAAUGCUAUACUGCUCAUCUUUUGUUUGCGGUAUUUGCAGGUUUCAGAAAUUUUAAUGAGAACAAAUAUCAUUGUUAUCCAUAUCAUUUCAGUGUGUUGCUUUGUUUCUUACUAGUUGUUGUACCCCCCGACAACAAAGUUGUUAGGGGGGGUAUACUGGUUUCAGGUUGUCUGUCUGUCUGUCCGUCUGUCUGGUUGUCUGUCCGUAGACGCAAUCUUGUGCGCUCCAUCUCUCCUUAUCCCCUUGACAGAAUUUAAUGAAACUUCACACAAGUGAUCAGUACCAACAGUAGUUGUGCAUGGGACAUGUAAGGUUCUUUUAGAAAAAAAAAUUGCAGAGUUAUGGGACUUGUUUUUUUGUUACUAUACUAUAUACAUAGACACAAUGUUGUGCGCACCAUCUCUCCUCAUCCCCUUGACACAAUUUAAUGAAACUUCACACAAGUGAUCAGUACCAACAGUAGUUGUGCAUGGGGCAUGUUAGGUUCUUUUAGAAAAAAAAUUUGCAGAGUUAUGGGACUUUGUUUUUUUGUUACUGUACUAUAUACAUAGACACAAUGUUGUGCGCACCAUCUCUCCUCAUCCCCUUGACACAAUUUAAUGAAACUUCACACAAGUGAUCAGUAUCAACAGUAGUUGUGCAUGGGGCAUGUUAGGUUCUUUCAG